AUGGCUUUUAUUCAUCUGGAUAUCAAAUGCCUAUAUACCGUUCUUAUUUGCACAUCAUUUAAUUGCAUUCUGUCUUCAACCAAUGAGAUAAAAGUUAAUCCUCCUCAGGAUUUUGAAAUCGUAGAUCCUGGAUACUUAGGCUAUAUGUCUUUGCAAUGGAAACCUCCACUGUCUCUGGAUAAUUUUAAGAACUGUACAGUAGAAUACGGAUUAAAAUACCGAAACUUUGAAAGCGAAAGUUGGAAGACCAUUAUUACUAAGAAGCUAUAUUACAAAGAUGGGCUUGAUCUUAACAAAGGCAUUGAAGCAAAGAUACACACAAUUCUGCCACAACAAUGCACAAAUGGACCAGAGAUUCAAAGUUCAUGGUCAGAAGCUACUUACUGGAUACCACCAAAAGGAAAUGUGGAAACCAAAGUUCAGGAUAUGGAUUGUGUAUAUUACAACUGGCAAUAUUUAUUCUGCUCUUGGAAACCUGGAGUGGAUGUCCCUGUUGAUACUAAUUAUUAUUUAUUUUACUGGUAUGAGGGAUUGGAUGAAACAACACAGUGUGCCGAAUACAUGAAGACUAAUGAAAAACAUAUUGGAUGCAGGUUUCCGGACUUGAAGUCAGCAGACUAUAAAGAUUUCUAUAUCUGUGUAAAUGGGUCAUCUGAAUCCAUGGCUAUCAGAUCCAGCUAUUUCAUUUUUCAUCUUCAAAAUAUAGUUAAACCUUUGUCACCAGACUACCUUAGUCUUACUAAGAAGAAUGCAAAUGAAAUUAUUUUGCAAUGGAGCAUGCCCAGAGGACCCAUUCCAGCGAGGUGUUUGAUUUAUGAAAUUUUAUUAACAGAAGAUGACACUACCUCGGUGUCUACCACAGCUGAAACUGAAUUGUGCAUCACGAGAAUGUCAAAUGAAAGCCACCAAUUAUGCUUUUUAGUAAGAAGCAAAGUGAAUAUUUAUUGCUCAGAUGAUGGAAUCUGGAGUGAAUGGAGUGAAGAACAAUGCUGGAGAGGUGACAUAUGGAAGGAAACGUUCAUAUAUUUCAUGUUACCAUUUGGUUUUGUCUCAUUAUUUGUUUUGUCAAUAACUGUACUGCUUUUGUAUAAACAAAGAGCUUUACUUAAAAUGAUUUUUAAUGCGACUGCACAAGAUUUUACUCAGCAAGAAACAAUCUGCUGA
This is a messenger RNA of Chrysochloris asiatica (Cape golden mole), 1164 nucleotides long. RefSeq names its product interleukin 13 receptor, alpha 2 (gene IL13RA2). Gene Ontology annotation, biological process: cytokine-mediated signaling pathway. The record is from RefSeq and is a predicted model, not a curated record. Gene Ontology annotation, molecular function: protein binding; cytokine receptor activity. The coding region runs from base 1 to 1164 and encodes 387 amino acids. The transcript has 9 exons. NCBI's taxonomy places the organism in Eukaryota, Metazoa, Chordata, Mammalia, Afrosoricida, Chrysochloridae. Gene Ontology annotation, cellular component: membrane; external side of plasma membrane.